Messenger RNA from Triticum turgidum subsp. durum (durum wheat), 990 nucleotides. Lineage: Eukaryota; Viridiplantae; Streptophyta; Magnoliopsida; Poales; Poaceae. The record is from the annotation of a GenBank genome assembly.
AUGGAGCAGGCGGCGUCCUUCCUCUCCUCCCUCCUCGGCGGCGGCGGCGGCGGCCAGGAACCGUCGGGAGAGCCGGCGGCGACGGUGGCGUCCAUCCUCAUAUACCCCGUCAAGUCCUGCAGGGGCGUCUCCGUGCCUCAGGCACCCGUCACCUCCACCGGGUUCAGGUGGGAUCGGCAGUGGCUGGUGGUGAACGCCAAGGGCAGGGCGCUCACGCAGAGGGUGGAGCCCAAGAUGGCGCUGGUUGAGGUGGAGUUGCCGCCGGCGGCCUUCGACGAGGACUGGCAGCCCACCCCCGACUCCUGCUUGGGUAUUAUUAUAAGAGCACCUGGAAUGGACACGCUGAAGGUCCCUCUUGCUGCGGAGCGUGCCACGCUCGAUGAUGUCUCCGUGUGGGAGUGGUCUGGUUCUGCCUAUGAUGAAGGAGCUGAAGCAGCCGAAUGGCUCUCCGCUUAUUUAGGGAAGCUGAGCCGACUCGUGCGGUUUAAAGAAGACUCUGAAAUCAGGCCGACUGAUCCUGAGUAUGCUCAAGGUUACAAGCUCAAGUUUACGGAUGUCUUCCCUUUCCUCAUGGCCUCCCAGGGCUCACUGGAUGCACUAAAUGAGGUUCUUAAGGAACCUGUACCAAUCAAUCGCUUCAGACCAAAUAUUUUAGUUGAUGGAUGCCACCCAUACUCGGAGGAUAUGUGGAAAACCAUAAAGAUAAACAAGCUGACAUUUGACGGGGUGAAGUUAUGCGACCGUUGCAAGGUACCAGCCGUUAAUCAAGAGAAUGGAAUACUUGGCACCGAACCAACAGAAACUAUGCUGACAUUCCGGUCCGGUGAAGUGAUCUGUCCGAGCCACAAGAAUAAACACAAGGUGUACUUUGGGCAAUAUCUGGUCUGCAAGGAAUCGGUAUCAGCAAAGGGAAAAGGGAGGAUCGUCAAGGUCGGCGACCCGGUUUAUGUUCUUCAGACGUACCCUUCAUCCGACGAAGUUCCUGCCUGA